This is a messenger RNA of Xyrauchen texanus (razorback sucker), 3961 nucleotides long. Its product is annotated as HHIP-like protein 1. The transcript has 9 exons. Bases 220 to 2736 code for a protein of 838 amino acids. The record is from RefSeq and is a predicted model, not a curated record. Gene Ontology annotation, cellular component: membrane. Lineage: Eukaryota; Metazoa; Chordata; Actinopteri; Cypriniformes; Catostomidae.
UGUAGCUGUACUCCGGCUACCUUCUCUCCCCUAGAUCCACAUGUUAGAGUAGAGUGUGUGUGUGUGUGUGUAUCUCUGCAUGUGUUUGUGGGAGACAGCUGACCUCUAGCCACAACUACUUGUGGAGGAACUAACUUGCGGAGAAACUACACACAUUGGUAUUUUUCAAUAUUAGCACAAGCCAACUUUGUCAGCAAGCACAGAGUUUUCUUCUGUGCGAUGAGUGGAAUGACAUUGUGGAGAGCUUAUUGCUUGCUUGUGCUGGUAUCCCUGAUAGCUCUGCAGGGAAAUGCCCACCCACAGUGCCUGGACUACAAGCCUCCCUUCCAGCCCCCGGAGCCCCUGGUCUUCUGCAAGGAGUAUGCCAAAUUCGGAUGCUGUGACUUAAACAGGGAUAACCAAAUAUCCCAGCACUUCUAUCAGAUCAUGGACUACUUUGAUCACUCUGGAUACAUGGCCUGUGGGAAUUAUAUCCGCAGCAUUCUUUGCCAGGAAUGCUCACCAUAUUCAGCUCACCUGUAUGAUGCAGAAGAUGCCAACACUCCAAUGCGGGAGCUUCCUGGUCUCUGUGGGAACUACUGUAGUGAUUACUGGCUCCAUUGCCGUUAUACUCUCAGUCUUCUGACCAAUAACAAUGAAACGUAUGCUAUUGAGGAAGACCAAACUAAGUUCUGCAAACAUCUGGAACUGAAGGAUCCAGAGUACUGUUAUCCAAACGUCCUCUCCAACGAUGAGCUCAAUGCAAACCUGGGUGAUGUUCAGGCAGAUCCGCAAGGCUGUAUUCAGUUAUGCCUGGAAGAAGUCGCAAAUGGUCUUCGCAAUCCUGUUGCAAUGGUUCAUGCAAAUGAUGGCACUCACCGUUUCUUUGUCGCAGAGCAACUGGGUUAUGUGUGGACCUACCUGCCGAAUGGCUCUAGAAUCGACAGGCCCUUCCUGAAUCUGACCAAGGCUGUUCUAACAUCACCUUGGGCAGGGGAUGAGCGAGGGUUCCUUUGCAUUGCCCUUCACCCUCGUUUCACAGAGGUGAAAAAGGCCUAUGUCUACUACUCUGUGUCUGUGAAGAAGCAGGAGAAGAUUCGCAUCAGUGAAUUCACCUUGUCUGAUGCAGAUAUGAACAUGCUGGAUCACUCCUCAGAAAGGACACUUUUAGAAGUUGUCGAGCCUGCAUCAAACCACAAUGGAGGUCAGCUGCUCUUUGGUUUAGAUGGCUACCUGUACAUAUUCAUAGGAGAUGGUGGUAAAGCAGGAGACCCUUUUGGAAAGUUUGGAAAUUCCCAAAACAAGUCCACUCUCCUUGGCAAGGUCUUGCGAAUUGACGUUGACAACAAUGACUAUGGCGCCCCCUACAGUAUACCACCAGACAAUCCGUUUGUGGGAGAGAAGGACACAAAGCCAGAAAUCUAUGCCUAUGGCGUGAGGAACAUGUGGAGAUGUUCCAUCGACAGAGGCGAAACAAUCAGUGGCCUGGGGCAGGGCAGAAUGUUCUGUGGGGAUGUUGGGCAGAAUAAAUAUGAGGAAGUGGACCUAAUCGAAAAAGGAGGGAAUUAUGGAUGGAGGGCAAAAGAGGGCUUUUCAUGUUACGACAACAAACUAUGCUCCAACUCUUCACUCAAUGAUAUCCUUCCGAUUUUUGCUUAUCCACAUAAAGUUGGCAAGUCUGUAACUGGUGGCUACAUCUACAGAGGCUGCCAGAUGCCUAAUCUUAAUGGUCUGUACAUCUUUGGGGAUUUUAUGAGUGGGCGACUGAUGUCACUACAGGAGAACCCUGAUACUGGAAAAUGGACCUAUAAGGAGAUUUGUAUGGGCAGUGACAAAACUUGUAGUUUCCCUAAACUUAUAAACAGCUAUUACAAAUAUAUCAUAUCUUUUGGAGAAGAUGAGGCAGGAGAGCUUUACUUCCUUGCAACAGGAGCGGCCAGUGCAAAAGCCAGAGCAGGAGUGGUAUAUAAAAUAGUGGAUCCAUCAAGGAGGGCCCCUCCAGGCAAGUGCAGCUACAAGCCCACUCCAGUCAACAUAAAGGGAAAACUGAUUCAUUUCAGCCCUAAGGAAGAGUUUGUUAUUAACAAAAAAACUGCACUAACAACAACUGCCAUUCCCAAGCCAAAACCAACCAAACCCAGUACCACGACAACUCCCCGUCCACGAGUACCACAAACAACUCUGAGGGUGGCUCCAGUGACCACAGUCCGACCAUCUACACAACAGCCACGCACAUUUCACAGUACCCCGCGGCCCAAGCCUCCCUCUUUGUCAACUCCAAGGGCAGCAUAUUGGACACCUACACCCAAGCCCACUGCAAAGACCCAAAGGGGCAGACCUGGCAAACGAGGCCGAGACAAGACCAGGAGGAAAGGGAACCGGGGAGGCAAGUCUCGCACUGGAACAGUGAGGCUGGUCAGCGCUGAUGGCCGAAAAGACCAUGGCCGAUUGGAGAUCUUUGUACGUGGUGAAUGGGGCACAGUGUGUGAUGACUUGUUUAAUAUUAAGGCUGCGGCUGUAGUCUGCAAGCAGUUGGGAUUUCCAGUGGCCAUCCGGGUGGCUAAGAGAGCAGAGCUGGGGGCAGGAGGCAAAGGGCUCAGCAUCCUACUGGAUGAUGUGGAGUGUGAAGGGACCGAACGGUCUCUACUACACUGCAAACAUGCCAAAAUUGGUAAAAAUAAUUGUUCUCAUGAAGAGGAUGUAGGGGUGAUUUGUGGCCAUUAUGAAAAUGCAAUUAUGUUGGAGAGAAUGAUUUGAUGUUAUUAUAGGCUGUGUUGUUCUUAUACAGCUCAUUCCAUCUUUCAGCUGUCAUUUAUAGAAAAAGCUGCCUAUUGUAAUUGACAGAAAAUAAUGUUUUCUCAUUUAAAGGGUUAGUUUAUGCAAAAAUGAAAAUUUUGUUAUUAUUUACUCACCCUUAUGUUGUUCCAACCCCAUAUUACUUUCUUUCUUUGGUGGAAGACAGAAGGAAAUGUUAGGCAGAAUGUUAGGGACUGACUGUUUCAGUCACUUUAAUUAUAUAGAAUAAAGUGGCAAUGAAAGUGAAUGGUGACUGAGACUAACAGUUUGCUCAACAUCUCCUUUUGGGUUUCAUGCAGGAAAUAAAUGGGUUUGGAACAACACGAGGGUGGGUAAAUGUUGACAUAAUUUACAUUGUUGUAAAAGACUAUGACUAAGAAUAUGUCCCCAUCCAUUAAUGGCAUCACUAUCCCAGCAAGCUGGAGAGAAUCAGAGGCUUUUCUAUUUGUAAAAUUAUGGAAAUUUGUUUAUUCCAAUCUAAACUCUAUAGAUGUACUGUAUAGAGUUAGCUACUGUACAUUAAAAAAAAUAUAUUAUACCUAACAAGUGUCAAAUAAACACAGGUCUCACAGGUAAUAUUAAAUCUUAGAUAUAAUAAAUAUUCUAAUAAUCAAUAAUAAACUUCAACACUGAAUCAUGCAUUGUUUACACUGCACUGUGAGUUGUUGACCAUCUCACACAACAAAAGACAGUUGGAUGGUGAACAUUGUUUUGCCAGUUGAAAAGACAAAUGUAUUAAUCAUUAUUUCAUAAAAUUGUUUCUUAUAAUACAGCAGUGAAAUUAAAUUAAUAAAAUUUGAAAAUGUGCUUAAAAUAAAUCCAUCUAACAUACCUGAGAUCAAGAAUUUCUCAGAUUGUUCAUCUAUCCGUCAAUCCAUCUAUAUCCUUAUCCUAUCUAGGGUCACAGGGGUGCUGGAGCCUUUCCCAGCUACCCUGGUCUGAAGGCAGGGAAACCCUGAAUAGGUGACCAGUCUGUCACAGGUAGAACACAUAUAGAUAGACACACAUACUGACAAUGUAAUAUUUUUCUCUCAGAUUGUCUUUUUCAAAAUCAAUUCAGGUUAUUUUUAUGUAAAUAAUGCUAUUUUUUCAUGCUGAAUGCUAUUGUUGCACAGAUUUGUGAUGAUUUUAUCAAAACGCAAUGCUGGACAUUAAGAAUUUAAAAAUGUAAAUAAAAGUGUUUGCU